Messenger RNA from Pieris macdunnoughi, 1440 nucleotides. The record is from the annotation of a GenBank genome assembly. Lineage: Eukaryota; Metazoa; Arthropoda; Insecta; Lepidoptera; Pieridae.
AUGGACCCACAAGAUCAGAUGGAAAUGAAAUACAAUACAGGAAAUGAAGUAGGGGGUUUGGAAUUAUGUAUAGUUUGUGGAGAUAGAGCUUCAGGACGGCACUAUGGUGCUAUUAGUUGUGAAGGGUGCAAAGGCUUCUUUAAAAGAUCAAUCCGCAAGAAGCUUGGCUAUCAGUGUCGAGGCAGUAUGAAUUGCGAAGUUACAAAACACCACAGAAAUAGAUGCCAGUACUGUCGUCUGCAGAAGUGCUUGGCUUGUGGUAUGAGAAGUGACUCGGUCCAACAUGAGAGGAAGCCGAUAGUAGAGAAAGUGAAGAGUGAACGGGAUGUUCAUGAACGACAAGCAGCCUAUUCAAAACUAUUGGGACUUGCCAACCAUACACAAGGACAGAUAAACCCAAAGGAGGAAGGAGGCGAGGCAUUUGGAGCAGUAUCUCCAGCAGCUCCGGCUUUAAACUUUGCUUUAGCUGCCGCUGUUGCUUUCAACAAAGGAAAUCCAGCUGUUUCUCCAUACUUGGGUAGUGGCCCCAAUGAGUUGGAUGGAGCAAGACGCCAACAGCUCAUGUUGCAGACACAACUGGCAAAGAAUCUCUUCAAAAUGGGACAAUUUGGUGCAAUAAAUGAAUACCUGCAAUCAGCGUACGGGGCCACGCCUCCUGACGUACCCAUGACCGCCUUACACGCAGCGGACACACAGCAAACAGAUGGGGAAGAACUAGGGAUCUUCAGUAACCCGGACUCACUUGAAUUGCCCUUAUCCCUUCCGGGGUCGGGUGCGCCUGCGCUGCGAUUACACGCGGCGUGUGAAGCGGCUGCUAGACUAUUGGGCGCUUUGGCUAGAUGGGUGCUAUCUAUGAGCACAGUUACUGCGCUGCCUUUUGAGAUCCAAGUUACGCUUCUCCGGAAGUCCUGGGCUGAGUUAUUCGUUUUGGGCCUUUGUCGUUGGGCCCAGCCUUUGGGGCUGGAUUCUCUUCUGCCUCUAAUGUCAGCACACUUACACUCUGAGUUACGGGAAAGAUCAGAGAGUAGAAGUGGAAAUCAGAGCAGUGAAGUCACUACACCGGAGAUAACAAUAUCGGACUAUUCAGACGAGCGCAUAACAGAAGUUUCAACGAUGCUGUCGCGUCUUCACCAAGUGGUCCAUAAUAUGCACCAGCUACGCAUCAGCGACCGUGAACACGCACAUUUGAGGGCUUUAUGUCUCUUUUCGUCUGAUGGCGUACCAGAUUUUCUGACCCGAAAACUUCAGGACUAUCAGAUGAAAGUACUGCGGUCUCUGCGCUCCAUUUGUGACGAAGAGAGGUCGUUGACCCUUGUCCUACAACUGUCAGUACUACGCAGUUUCACCCCGACCUUUAUAGAAGAUGUCUUCUUUGUAGGCUUCGUAGGAGACGUCAGCAUCGAUGAGGUGAUACCUUAUUUGUUGAAUGCGGAGCGAUAA